Messenger RNA from Drosophila arizonae, 4283 nucleotides. Its product is annotated as speract receptor. Gene Ontology annotation, cellular component: plasma membrane. The record is from RefSeq and is a predicted model, not a curated record. Gene Ontology annotation, molecular function: adenylate cyclase activity; ATP binding; guanylate cyclase activity. Gene Ontology annotation, biological process: intracellular signal transduction; cGMP biosynthetic process; receptor guanylyl cyclase signaling pathway. Lineage: Eukaryota; Metazoa; Arthropoda; Insecta; Diptera; Drosophilidae.
AAAUACGGGUAGGAGGAGUGGGACGGCCAUCGAGUGAAUGUCGUUACAACUAGAGGGCAACGGAGCUGUUGCCGCAGCUGUGAAUUCAACAAAAAUGGUGCGACCCGCCAAAGAGCCUUGACUUAUCGUAGCACUGCCAGCAGAGGAGCUACUGCCAUCCAAGUGCAAUUAAAUUAAACGAAGCGACUACUUUCUCAAAGAACUGCCUGACGCCCUACGCAACCCUCGUGGCACGUGAUGAGUUGUACCCGUAUUGCUUUCCCUCCGAGCAGUCAAUACCUUCUACGCUACUCCGGGCUGCUUUUCCUCCUGCUCUGCGUAUACCAGUGCCCCGGUUGCUAUGGGGAGGUCUUUACCUUGGGUUAUCUUACGGGCUCCCAACGUCGACCGGGAAACCUGGACUACCAGCGGCCAGGCAUCACGAUUUCGGGUGCUAUAUCGCUCGCGGUGGAGCAGAUCAACGCCGGGAAAUUGGGUGACCUGGGCCACUCGCUCGAGUUCGUUGUAGCGGAGACCUAUGGGGACGAGGUCGCCAGCAUACGACAAACGGCGGCAUUGUGGACGCAGCAGGUGGCUGCUUAUAUUGGACCACAGGAGACUUGCGUUCACGAGGGGCGCAUGGCAGCUGCCUUUAAUCUGCCAAUGAUAUCUUAUUACUGCACACAUAGAGAUCCGUCGAACAAGCUGGAUUUUCCGACGUUUGCAAGGACCCGACCUCCGGACACGCAGAUCUCGAAAUCCGUGGUGGCUCUGCUGUUGGCCUUCAACUGGACACAGGUGAGUUUCCUGUACCUGGACGAUACCAGCAGUCAGUACCAGCCCGUGGCGGAGACCAUACUCGCUACACUCAGCGGCGCAGGUGUAGUUGUGCGGGAUAUUCGUACGUGGAGCACGAUUUACCAUCACGGCUUUAUGGCCAAUCCGUUUGAUAAGCUGGUGGAGGAAACCCAUGCGAAUACUCGUAUUUACCUAGUUCUUGGACACUACUAUGAGCACGUGGGUCUCAUGGUCAGCCUGCAGCAGAGAGGUCUACUUUCUCGUGGAGACUAUUUUGUGGUUGGCAUCGAUAUUGAGCAGUAUGACCCAGUCAAGCCAGAAAAGUAUCUGCGAGGCCUUCUGAUGGAGAAAGUGGAGCCGUUGGCGGCGCAGGCGUUUCAGUCCUAUCUCGGGAUUGUUCCCACAGCGCCUGUUUCCUUCGCCACAUUCGCCAAUGAGGUUAACAAAUACAUGGAGCGACCGCCAUUCAAUUUCCCCAACCCAUUGGGUCUCUUCGGUGGCGCGAAGCAGAUAAGCGCUGAGGCAGCCUAUCUCUAUGAUGCCGUUCAUCUCUACGCUAAUGCAUUGAUGUCCGUCUUAAAGUCCGGUGGCAGACCUAGGAACGGCAGUCUUAUUGUGUCGGCUAUCAAAGGCUCGCGCUAUCUGAGCGCCAUGGGCUAUCAUGUGUACAUAGAUGAAAAUGGAGACGCUGCUGGCAACUACACAGUAUUAGCGAGAGGAGCAUUCCGCAACAGCCGCAACCAGACGGCUCUGGGUCUCCUUCCCGUAGGCACCUUCAGCCAUAAGACUAGUAACAGAACCAGUGAGGCUUUGCCGGAGCAGGACUUGAACUUGUAUCGCAGCAUCGAUUGGGUUGGUGGUUUGCGGCCUGCGGCUGCUCCGCGUUGUGGUUUCGGUGGCGAGAAGUGCGUCAAUUAUACUGGCGAAAUAUCGGCGGGCAUCGCUGGCGGCGCUCUUCUGUUGUUGGGCGUUGUCUCGUUAGUUCUUUAUCGCAACUGGAGGUACGAACAGGAGUUGGACAGCCUCCUCUGGAAAAUUGACUUUCGCGAGGUUCAGGUUCACGACAAUGAGCGCGAACAGCAAACCCAAAAGGCUACACGAUCAACCCAUCCCCUUAUCCGCACCAGCCAGGUGAGCCUGAGCUCCAACCCCGACGCCGACUUUCGCUAUACGACUAUCUUCACGCCCAUCGGACUGUACAAGGGCCAGCUCUAUUCAAUCAAGAAGGUUCGCAAGAAGAGUGUGGACAUCACUCGGGAAAUGAAGAAGGAAUUGAAGCUUCUGAGGGACGCACGUCAUGACAAUAUUUGCGCUUUUAUCGGUGCCUGCACGGAACCCCCCAACAUCUGCAUCAUCAGCGAAUAUUGCACUCGUGGCAGUCUUAAGGAUAUACUGGAGAACGAGGACGUCAAAUUGGACAACAUGUUCAUUGCCUCCAUGGUGGCGGACAUUAUACGCGGCGUCAUCUACUUGCACGAGUCGCCCAUUCGCUUCCACGGGUCGCUGUGCACGUCCAACUGCCUCGUAGACUCGCGAUGGGUGGUCAAGUUGACGGACUUUGGCUUGUUUGCUUUCAAGCAGGGCAUCGAAGACAGCUCCACGGACAUGCAACAUAUGUCGGCUAAGUGCCUCAAGCUGCUCUAUCGAGCGCCAGAACUUUUAAGGCAGGGGCCCUCAUCGAUGGUUAUGGGCACACAGCGCGGAGAUGCGUAUUCGUUUGCUAUAUUGCUGUACGAGAUGCAUGUGCGGCGAGGCCCGUUCGGGGAGACGGGUUUGACGCCUAUGCAGUGCUUGCAGAAAGUCAUGCAGCCACAGGAUCAACUCCAUCCCUACCGCCCAUCGCUGCAGCCCCUCGAAACCGCCUUCGAUUGCGUCAGCGAGUGCUUACGGGAGUGCUGGGCCGAGCGGCCCGAGGAUCGACCGGAGUUUAAGGCCAUACGCACCAAACUAAGGCCCCUACGCAAGGGAAUGAGACCGAACAUCUUUGACAAUAUGAUGGCUAUGAUGGAAAAGUACGCCAACAAUUUGGAGGCGCUCGUGGACGAUCGCACGGAUCAGCUGCAAGAAGAAAAGAAAAAGACUGAUGCCCUGUUACAUGAGAUGUUGCCACGCUGCGUGGCCGACCAGCUGAAGAAGGGCCACAAAGUGGACCCCGAGCACUAUGAACAAGUAACCAUCUAUUUCAGCGAUAUUGUCGGGUUCACGGCCAUGUCGGCGGAGAGCUCGCCCCUUCAGGUGGUGGACUUCCUCAAUGAUCUGUACACCUGCUUCGACUCCAUCAUUGGAUAUUACGAUGUGUACAAAGUGGAAACCAUCGGCGAUGCCUAUAUGGUCGUAUCUGGGCUGCCUUUGCGCAACGGUGAUCUGCAUGCCGCAGAGAUCGCCACAAUGUCUUUGCACCUGCUCAGCGCCGUGUCUGAAUUCAAGAUUCGUCAUCGGCCCACCAAUCGGCUACUACUUCGCAUCGGCAUACACUCAGGUCCCGUAUGCGCAGGUGUUGUGGGCCUUAAGAUGCCCCGAUAUUGCCUGUUUGGGGACACGGUCAACACGGCGUCGCGCAUGGAGUCAAGCGGAGUGCCGCUGAAAAUCCACUGCAGCUGGCAGUGCCGGCAGCUGCUGGACCGAUUGGGUGGCUAUCAUUACCAAGAGCGCGGCAUAAUCUCAAUGAAAGGUAAGGGCGAGCAGCGCACCUACUGGCUGAUGGGUGAGGACGAAGAGGCGCGCGUGCGUCGCACCUAUGAGCGAUCCCAGCGGCGUGGCUCGCGAGCGCUGAACAAGUUCAUCCAAGGCACCAUCAAACAAGCCCAGGAGCAGGCCAAUGAAUGCGGCAUACGGUCCUCUUUGAAGCAGAAAAGCCUUCCACGGAACUCGCUUACUCGAUCCUCUAGUCUCGAGUCUCCAAAGAAGCUGCGCUUCGCAGCUGGCAAUAUGCUGGAGCAUCAUCGUUAUCAUAGUGACGAAGCCCUAUUGGAGGUGGACUCCUACACUGGCUUGCGGCGCUCAUCCGGCGGCUCCACACACUCACGCCAGGAGGAGUCGACGCUAUCCUGCCAAAGUAUCGAACACCUCGAAACGCAGGAGCAGGAGCAGCAGCAGCAGCAGCAAAAGAAAAGGCCUUUCUCCUAUCCGACGGUCAAUACGCCUCUGCUCUUAAAUCAUGUCGAGGUUUAGAUUAGAAUGAAGCUCAUUUAGCAAAAUUUAAGAUUAUGAGAAGCAUUAUAGUGGUGUUCAGCUCUUGUCAGUUGCUUUAAGUGUUGUUAGAGGGUGCAUAAGGCCCCUACAUACGUAUGUAAUUGAAUAUAUAUAUUCUCUAUUACGAGCCAAUCCCAUAUCUCAAGCCGAACUAGCUCGGCGUAGUUCUUUGCUAUAUAUGUGUGUGUAAUAGUAUCAGCAUAUUGUGAGAGUGAUUACAAAUCUAGUCGUUGUAUACAACAUGAAUACAAUAGUUUAGACAGUAGCUUAGAUUUAGAUUGAAAAGAAUAAUUAGUAGUAGUAGUAGUAGUAAU